AGUUGCAGUCGCGCGGGGACAAUGGCCGCGCGGGAGAGCUGCUUGUGGUUGCUCGGGAGACGGACCCUCCUCGCGCUCUGGCUGUGCGCGCUUGUGGCGCGUGGAGCUGAGGAUGACGGCACCUUUAGCGCAGAGUCAUGGCUCAGAAGGUACGGUUACCUGCCUCAGGCGAGCAGACAGAUGUCGACAAUGCGAUCGGCACAGAUCUUGUCCAAUGCCAUCGGCGACAUGCAACGUUUCUACGGCCUGGAGGUCACUGGACACAUGGACCCUGAAACCAUCAGCGCCAUGAGGAGACCCCGCUGUGGUGUGCCUGACAAGUUUGGAGGGCAGAUCAAAACCAACGUGCGGCGGAAACGCUAUGCACUCACUGGACAUAAAUGGAACAAGAACCACCUCACUUACAGCAUCCAGAAUUACACUCCUAAGAUCGGAGAGUAUAACUCGUAUGAGGCCAUCCGACGGGCCUUUAAAGUCUGGGAGGGCGUCACCCCAUUGACCUUUGAGGAAAUCCCCUACCAGGAGAUCAAAUAUGGACGCCGCAAGGAGCCCGACAUCAUGAUCUUCUUUGCUUCGGGCUUUCAUGGAGAUAGUUCUCCUUUUGACGGGGAGGGGGGCUUUCUAGCGCAUGCCUACUUCCCUGGACCCGGGAUGGGAGGAGACACACACUUUGACUCGGAUGAACCAUGGACCAUAGGAAACCACAAUGUGCAAGGUAAUGACCUCUUCCUGGUGGCAAUCCAUGAGCUUGGUCACGCCCUGGGCUUGGAGCACUCCAACAACCCGCUGGCCAUCAUGGCUCCAUUUUACCAGUGGAUGGAGACUGAGAACUUCCAACUACCUGAGGACGACCGGCGGGGCAUACAGCAGAUAUAUGGUCAGCCAGACAGCGGCCCCACCCAGGCCCUGCCUACGGUCACACCCCGUCGUCCAGAGCCCAGGCCCCCUCAAACACCUCCUCGUCACCCUGACCGCCCCAGGACCACUGAAAGGCCAGACCACUAUGGACCAAAUAUCUGUGAAGGAAACUUUGAUACUGUUGCCAUGCUGCGAGGAGAGAUGUUUGUUUUUAAGGGCCGUUGGUUCUGGCGGGUGCGUAGAAACAGGGUUCUUGAUAACUACCCAAUGCCUAUCGGUCAUUUCUGGAGAGGUCUGCCUGGAGACAUAGAUGCUGCCUAUGAGCGACACGACGGCAAGUUCGUCUUCUUCAAAGGCAACAGAUUCUGGCUGUUUAGAGAGGCCAACCUGGAACCAGGCUAUCCACUGGAGCUGACUGAUUAUGGUCAAGAUAUUCCCUAUGACCGAAUAGACACGGCCAUCUGGUGGGAGCCAUCUGGCUACACGUACUUCUUUCAGGGAGACUGGUACUGGCGCUUCAACGAACAGUCGCGAACCGCCGACAAAGGGUACCCGAAACCGAUCAGCAUCUGGGGAACGUCCGUGCCCUCCACGCCCAAGGGGGCUUUCCUCAGUGAUGAUGGAGCUUACACCUUCUUCUACAAGGGUUCCAAAUACUGGAAAUUCGACAAUCACCGCAUGAAGAGCGAACCGGGCUACCCCAAGUCCAUCCUCCGGGACUUCAUGGGCUGCAGCGUGGACCUGGAUCCGGACAGGGACGCGGACGCGGGGCGCAAAUACCCCGAUGUGAACCGCCCGCCGUUCAACCCAGACGCAGGACGAGACGGCGACAAGGGCAAGGACCGGGACAGAAUGGACAAAGGCACGGACAGCGACGCGGGCAAAGGCGCCGACAAGGACAAGGACGAAGACUACCGCGAGGGACGCGAGGAAGACACCAACGAGGUGGACGUGGUGCUGAAGGUGGACGACAGCGAGCAGCGGACCAUGAACAUCUUGAUGGUUACCAUCCCACUGGUCCUGGUGCUGUGCAUCUUGGGACUGAUCUACGCCAUCAUCAACACGCUGCAGAGCAAAGGGGCGCCGCGGCUGCUGGUGCACUGCAAGCGCUCGCUGCAGGACUGGGUCUGAGCCUCGACAAGAGGGGACACUUUGAAAACUUUAAGUCAGACUUUAGACGCCUCCUCUAACUCCUCCCACUGAUCCAUCUGUCUCAAGUCUCUGCUCAGUGGCUCUUGCAUCUCCUAGUACAAGCGGUAGUAGAUUCAUGCAAACACUGUACUGAUACGCAACAACAAACUAGACAUGACAUCACACACACACACACACACACACACACACACACACACACACACACACACACACACACACACACACACACACACACACACACACACACACACACACACCACUCUAACCUCCUCUAGUCUCCCAUGGUGCUCUACAAUGCGUUGACUAUAGUCUAUUUAUAUGAGAGAAGUUUGCACAUAUUUUUGUUUGUUUGUUUUCGUUUUGGUUCAUUUCGUAUGUUCUUUUUGUCGCUCUAUUCUCCUAUGGCUGCACCGCCCUCGUCCUUCCCCUGAUCCCUGAUCUCAGUAGGGGCUUUUUGCUCACUGACAUCUGCUUGUGCUAUUACUUGUGCCACACGCGAAAAAAAAAAAAACAGCUUGAGGAAAGAGAGAGUGAUUUGUUGCCAGACCUGUAUCUUCAGGUAACUUCUUCAUCUCACUCCUCCAUGGGUUGGGAGGUGGGUCAGAAACAGGGAAACAGUUCAGGUUAGUACAGAAGCCCUAUGUUGUAGCAUACAGACAGUGGAAAGUGACUCUUCUAUCUCCUUCAUUUACUUUGUGCAUUUUUCUAGGCCCUAUCGACCUUCUGACCCAACUCAUCUAUGCAACAGAGCAUUUUCUCUUAUUAUGAUGUAUUGCCCCAGAGCCUGUGUGUGUGGCCAUGUCAGGAUUUGUGUCACCUUUAGGGAAAAUGGCUACAUUCUGUAGGUUUUCCUUCUUUAUGCUCAGCCAGCUGGACGUUUGAACUACCUUCUCUCAUUUCCUUAUUUGGAGACCUUUCAAUGACUUCAGUAGUUGAAAAGGUAAACAGACUUUAAAGGGGAUCUCUUCCUUUAACCCUCGUUAAUGUGUCUGAUUCCCAGAGAACCUCUUUUAUGUCAACAGUAAGACCUUUCCUCUGUGCUCCGGGGGAGACGGGUAAUGGUUAAUUUAAAGCGUCAGCUCACUGUGAAACUGCACGGGGAGAGGGGGCGCUCAUUGCGUCCGCGUGUUCGUGCCAUAAAACCGGGGAGAAACAAAGCGAAGCCGCGGCCUUUAGCUUUGGGACAGGAUGUGACACCACAAAUGCAGCGGUCCGUCGCCGGGCGCAGCUAAUGUACCGUGCAGCCUGUAAUGGGCUUUUUACUGCUUGGGCUUUUUUAAAAGAACCAUUGAAGAAGAGUCAUUGAUUACCUGUGGAGGCUCCGCCGUAAAGAUAGCGUGGCUGGAGGCUGCAGGGUGGGCUCGCGACACGCUGGCUGACGUGAACAGAGACUAAUCCUCUUCAUUAAAACACAGCAGGUGUGUGCAAAUGCUGUUAACCCCCGUGACCCCCAAACUAAACCUUUAACUCCAAGAAUCAAACCGCCACCGAUGUCUUUUCAUCUUCUGAAAUCAGAUGAAAAAGAGUGUGUGCCCGGAAUAAUGUCCAUCUCCACUAAUGUGACGGUUUUACAUUCUAGUUUGCAGAGUUUUCUUAGGUCGGGUGCCUUCAUUUAAACAGUGCAGCUCCAUUUCAGGACAUUAAAGGAGUCUAGUCCCAAUUGAGAAAGUGAGCUGUCCUCAUCCUUUUUUAAUGCAAGUACAAUGGGCCUGGGAGCCGGCCUGGGUUCGUGCAGACUUGGAAGCGAGUGUGAACUGAGGUGGCAUCAAGAAGUGAGCUCCCGCUCCGACCAGAGGGGGCCCAGCUCGGGUUACGCACAUGUGCACGCAAGGGGUGAGGAGAGACCUCAUUUCCUGCAGCUGAGAGAAGGGGAGGGGGUGGGAGAGUGAGCUGACCCCGACUCCCUUAGCUCGCAAAGUUUAUAUCUCAGGAACAAGGAGGGGUGGGAAGCGAGGGCGGGGGGUGGGGGGGGGGGGGGGGCUUUGAUGGCUCUGUCCCGCUGGCAGCAGCCCAUGUGACCUACAUUCUCCUGCUACAGUAGCCCCACAGCAGAGAGAGGAAACUUCAGCUUUACAGUAGGCGACCCAGGCUUUUAUGGAUGUUUGCUUUAAAUGCUUGUACACGUUUUAAUACCCCUGCACUGAUUGCACCCCCCCCCCAACCUACAGAGGUAGCGUGCGUCCUGUUUGGCCUCUGGCUCGUUGAAGACAGGUUAGAAAAGGAAAAGCAGAACAAUCAGCAGAUCGCCUGAAUCUGACGGGCCAGUCAAUAGCGGUUGCCAGGAAACCGUGUCCUGUGGCCGUCUCUCACCUCCUCAUCGUCAUCAUCAUCUGGCUUGGGGGGGGGGGUGCGGUCACAGCUAAUCGCUGUUAAAGCGCCCCCGCCCUUCCCUGCUCGCUCUCCCUCCGCGUCCUGCUCCUCCAUCGGUCCCACAGACGCUGUCUGGGCUCUCGUCUGCAGACUCGCUGCUCGGUUCUCCUUCGCCGGGUCUUCGCCACUAGAGAAACCACUUUAGGAGUAGAAAAAAAAAAAUGCGUUUGAGCGCAUCCGAGUUUGACUUGAAAUUGCCGUUUCAGUGAUUCGGCGCUUUGAGGGGUUCUUAGGUGACGCACGCCGGGAUCGAAUUUAGCACAGUGCGCCGUCGCAGGAAACCAAGCAGGAGAUGCGUCCUGAGCAGCUGCGAGAGGAGCUGCCAGGUCUGAGUGAGAAAUGCGUGUUUGUGUGAGUGCUGCCCUGUCCACAGGCAAGGCCCUGUCUCUGACUGUAAAUCUCCUAUCUCUCCUUACUCCCACCCCCUUCACAUACUCAGCUCAACCCUCUAAACCCGAGGGGAUCAUAACAACAACAAUGGCCUCCUCUCUCUUUCUCGCUCUCUUCCUCUCUCAGCUCUAUCUUUAUCUCUCUCUCUCUCAUUUCUCCUCCCCCUAUUCUCUUGCUCUCUAAUACGCACACAAGCACGUUAUUGUUUUCCUCCCGCCUCACCUUCCCCUCCUUGCCCCCCCCCCCCUUAGGAAACAAUUACAGUCCGGCCUCACGUAACAGGGUCCGUUUCCAAAUCCGUUGAUCGGCGUUCUUUCCCAUGACGUACAGCUACAUAUGAUGGUAAUAUACCUGUCAGGGCUGUGGGGUUUGUUGCACAAAGACGUGGCACAUGCAGAUAUACAUGCAGUGAUGUUGAUUCCUCGCUCCCGUUGAAGCAGAGUUUGAAGUGAGGUUGGGAUAGUGCUGAGCUUUCAUCUUUCUCAGGAUGUGAUUGUGUAAACACUGCAUGUUAAAGGGCCUGGUUCAGCCCCGCUCUUCAGUCCUUCAGAAGCCCUUUCCUUUUGGUCCUUUAUUUAAUGGACAUUUUGUUUGUUAAAGUCUCCAACAACACCCGUGUUUCCCAGCACAUUUGACAGAAGGAUAAUUGCAUCAAUCCUGAAAAAGAGGAAGAAAGGAAUCAAUUCUGGUCAAGUGUGGCUUGUAGCUGCGCCCUGGAGGAUUGUGGGUUGUCAGGAUGCUUCUCUCGUUUUCCCACAGUGCUCACACAGAGCCCAUCCACUCUGAAACCACUCGUGCUCAGUCACCACUCGACCGACUCCCUCCACUCACUGCGAGGGUGGGAAAGAAAGAAAUGGACUGUGAGCGUCCGUGUCAGCUCGUUAACCUGGACGAGUUCAGCAGAUCUGUUCUGCACCGGAACUGUUGAACAGCAUCCUCCAGGAAGCUGUCUCCAUCCACUGAGUGCAGCUACAGUGGAGAGUGGACUUAUGUUGGGAUUCAUCAACUGUUGAAAAAUGUCAGCUUCCCGUCAUUACAACCUGGAGUUAAAUGUUUGAAAACAGAUGAUGUUAAAGUUCGUCUUUGAUCAUUUGUCUUAUUUUGAUUUUAUUUUGUGCAUUUUCUCUCUCCAAACUUGAUAUUUUGUGUUAACAUUCCAAUUAAUUUGUGUUUGUUUUUUUAUUUUUCUUCUGUAGAAAAUGUAAGAUUUUAUACAUUUGUUGUGUGUUCACCUCUAGUUGAGUGUGUUAACAAACCAUGCUGGACAUGUACACAUUAAAAAAAAAAUUGCUCUGAAAUAAAGAGACGUUUGGUUUGACGGUG
This is a messenger RNA of Betta splendens (Siamese fighting fish), 6093 nucleotides long. RefSeq names its product matrix metallopeptidase 15b (gene mmp15b). Gene Ontology annotation, molecular function: metalloendopeptidase activity; zinc ion binding. Bases 22 to 1989 code for a protein of 655 amino acids. The record is from RefSeq and is a predicted model, not a curated record. Gene Ontology annotation, biological process: collagen catabolic process; extracellular matrix organization; proteolysis. The transcript has 10 exons. Lineage: Eukaryota; Metazoa; Chordata; Actinopteri; Anabantiformes; Osphronemidae. Gene Ontology annotation, cellular component: extracellular matrix.